Molecule: messenger RNA, 2511 nt
Organism: Bactrocera neohumeralis
Lineage: Eukaryota; Metazoa; Arthropoda; Insecta; Diptera; Tephritidae
Gene: dnt
Product: tyrosine-protein kinase Dnt
Exons: 4
Coding region: 1-1551 (516 amino acids)
Biological process (GO): axonogenesis; protein phosphorylation; positive regulation of kinase activity
Cellular component (GO): signaling receptor complex
Molecular function (GO): ATP binding; protein kinase activity
Source: RefSeq, a predicted model, not a curated record
AUGUGCAUGAGUGUCUCUGCCGAAGUGUACUAUGUACGCGAAGGCCACGUCAAUAAUUACGCGCUUAAUUUUGUUGUACCAGUGCCGGCGAAUAUACGUGACAUCACGUUCACCUGGCAAAGUUUAGCCGGUCGACCGCUACCGUAUAGCAUUAAUGUAAUUACAUCAGAACCGGAGGUCUUGCCAAGACCCUUAAUGGUUAUACCACAAAUCGGCGAGAUACCAACUAGCGUACAGACAUUUACGAUCGGUCUAAAAUGCUCAGGCAUUCGCGCUUCCGAAGUGGACGUCUCGAUUUCCUUAGAGGUUAUACUCAAUCGAGCUCUUAACAAUGUGACUCAUUUGGUAUUUAGACGCAAAAAAAUGUGUUUGCUUGUCGAGCCAGAGGAAGAUAACACGGUGCAUGGACCGGUGCUGCUAGAGACUGCUGUACCACCACCAACAGGUAUGCUGACCAUCAUUGUGGGUAGCUCUUUGGCGUUAGCGCUUGUCAUAGUACUGCUAUUAACCGCUUACUGUGUACGACGCUCGGCAAAGCGUCAAAAUCAUGGUCAACCGAUGCGCACAUCAAGCUUUCAGCGUCUUAAUACGCAUGCUUCAUGUCAGCAGUCUGCCACCUACAAUGGUCACCCAUCUAUAAUUGCAUCGAUACAAAGCUCUCUGCCACGCAAAGUACAAGUAGAACCGCAACACCCGGAAGAGCUACACAGGCGUAUAUCGGAGUUGACAGUGGAACGUUGUCGCGUGCGUCUCUCUAGUCUGCUGCAAGAGGGCACAUUUGGACGCGUCUAUCGAGGAACAUAUAAUGACAAUCAAGAUGUGCUGGUGAAAACGGUGGCGCAGCAUGCCAGCCAAAUGCAAGUGUCUUUACUGCUGCAAGAAGGCAUGUCUCUGUAUGGAGCUUCUCAUCAGGGCAUUCUUUCGGUUUUGGGCGUCUCCAUUGAAGAUCAUACGACGCCUUUUGUUCUAUACUCUGCGCCGAACACUACUCGUAAUCUGAAACUUUUCCUCCUUGAUCCAUCUUGCGCAAGAACCAUAACUACCGUACAAAUAGUAAUGAUGUCCACACAGUUGGCCCAAGCUCUGGUUCACUUACAUAGUCAUGGCGUUGUACAUAAGGAUAUAGCAACGCGAAACUGUGUUAUUGAUGAUCAAUUGCGUGUGAAACUGUCGGACAGUUCUCUGUCCCGCGAUCUCUUUGCUUGCGACUACAAUUGUUUAGGUGACAGUGAAAACCGUCCAGUGAAAUGGCUUUCUUUGGAAGCUUUACAGCACAAACAGUUUUCGGAAGCGAGCGAUUCGUGGGCGUUCGGCGUACUUAUGUGGGAAUUAUGCACUUAUGCCAAGCAACCAUACUCGGAGGUGGAUCCCUUCGAGAUGGAACAUUAUCUGAAAGAUGGUUAUCGAUUAGCGCAGCCGUUCAAUUGUCCGGACGAACUCUUCACGAUAAUGGCCUACUGUUGGGCGCUUCUACCGGGCGAGCGUCCAUCAUUCGCUCAACUAAACGCCUGUCUCUCGGAGUUUUACGCCCAAGUGACACGUUAUGUGUAAACCGAUGUACUUGGAACAUCCCUCGCCAAUAUUAGACUGUAUUAUUGCUUCCUUACUCAAAUACUAUAUACAUAUGGAUAGGUACAUCAUCUAACGUACAUAUAGUAUUCAUCUAUAAUUAAUAUCUUAGCACUUCUCAAAAUCUAUAAACAGGCAAUCAUAAUAAAGGAAUAAACACAUAUUAACAUUUUUAAGUGUGUCAGAUUAGAAUCGUUUUUAGUUAGAAUAACUACUUCAAAUUGCCAAAUUAUAUAUAUCAUUAAAAAUUCAUAAGUUUUAGGAUUAUAUGGCGCAAAGUUUAGAUAUUGAGACCAUAAACAUAUUUUAAAGUUAGUCAUAAUUUUUAUUAAAAAAUUUUGUAAAUAAGAGAUUAUAAAAGUGUUUCAAUAUUCAAUUGUUUAUAAGUAUUUAGAAUAAUUAAAUGUAUACUUAUGCAUACAUACGUGUACAAAAACUUGUAUAUAAGUUCAAACAUGCGUACGUAUAUAAAUAUAUAUCUUAUUAGAAACGUUUAGUUAGUUUACCGUUACAUACAUAUAUCUGAAAUGAAUGUUCAUUUGUACAUCAAAGACUCAUGUUAUACAAUCUUCCUUAACUCGAUCGUGUAUACUGAUAAACAGUUGUAAACUUGUCGUUAUAAUUAUUCUUAUGAGUUUUACUACAAAAAAAUUAUAAAUUAAGCAAAUAAAGCCGUAAAUCAAUUUUUUAGUUGUGUAAGCACUAAUACAUAUGUAUACAUUCACAUAAUAGUAUACCCGUAUAGCCGUUGAAAUAAAGUUAAACUUACAUUUUAAGUAAAUUGAAAAUUUGUUACCCGCUUAACAAAUUAUCCAGUAUACGUACAUACAUAUGUAAAUAGGAUAAAUGAAAAAAAUACAUUUUUACAAUGGUUAAAUCAAAGUUUUUUGCGAGUUGUUUGUGUCAUUUAAUACAACAAAUAAAUUAAAAUUGUAAACUGUA